UCCUAGAUUUUCAGGUUUUAACAGAGCUAUUAUGGCCUCCAACAUCAUGUCAAAAUGCUUACUUGCUCUCCUUCUAUUAAACUUGCUCAGCUACAACGUCCAAGCCCAGCUUUCUUCAUCAGGCUUCUAUGCCCGCAGCUGCCCAAAGUUGCAGAGCAUCGUGAGCUCAACCAUGGCCAAAGCAGUCGCCAAUGAACCUCGCAUGGCCGCUUCCAUUCUCCGCCUCUUCUUCCAUGACUGCUUUGUUAAUGGCUGCGAUGCAUCAGUUCUUCUGGACGACACCCCAACUUUCACCGGCGAAAAGAACGCCUUCCCAAAUCAAAACUCUCUUCGUGGCUUCGAAGUAAUCGACAGAAUAAAAUCUCUCGUCGAGUCCUCGUGCAAAGCCACCGUGUCUUGCGCUGAUAUUCUCGCACUCGCGACUCGCGAAGGCGUUGUUCGGCUUGGCGGACCAUCAUGGCCGGUAGCCCUGGGACGCAGGGACUCAACGACGGCAAGCCAAAGCGCAGCCAACAGCAAUCUUCCAGGCCCAGCCUCGAGCCUUUCGGCACUCAUAUCCGCCUUUGCGGCAAAGAACAUGAGCCCGCGCGACAUGACUGCGCUCUCUGGAGCUCACACCAUCGGCCUUGCUCGCUGCACCACUUUUCGUUCCCACAUCUACAACGACAACAAUAUAAACUCCAACUUCGCCGCUCUUCGGAAACGAAACUGUCCAUCUUCGGGCGGCGACAAUAACUUGGCACCGCUGGACGGACUACAGGGCGCGAAUCGAUUUGGGGCUCAUUUUUAUCAGAACUUGGUGGCUGGUCGCGGGCUGCUGCAUUCCGACCAGGAGCUAUUCAAUAAUGGGAGUCAGGAUUCAUUGGUGAGACAGUACAGUGCAAAUACCCAAUUGUUCUUCCGUGACUUUGCGGCAGCCAUGGUGAAGAUGGGAGCUCUUAGUCCGCUGACGGGCAACAGCGGCCAGAUCCGUUUGAACUGUAGGAAGACCAAUUAA
This is a messenger RNA of Phalaenopsis equestris, 997 nucleotides long. Its product is annotated as peroxidase P7-like. NCBI's taxonomy places the organism in Eukaryota, Viridiplantae, Streptophyta, Magnoliopsida, Asparagales, Orchidaceae. The coding region runs from base 32 to 997 and encodes 321 amino acids. Gene Ontology annotation, molecular function: heme binding; peroxidase activity. The record is from RefSeq and is a predicted model, not a curated record. Gene Ontology annotation, biological process: response to oxidative stress; hydrogen peroxide catabolic process. The transcript has 4 exons.